Molecule: messenger RNA, 846 nt
Organism: Penicillium alfredii
Lineage: Eukaryota; Fungi; Ascomycota; Eurotiomycetes; Eurotiales; Aspergillaceae
Gene: mrsA
Product: putative mitochondrial carrier protein
Exons: 7
Coding region: 1-846 (281 amino acids)
Biological process (GO): iron import into the mitochondrion
Cellular component (GO): mitochondrial membrane
Molecular function (GO): ferrous iron transmembrane transporter activity
Source: RefSeq, a predicted model, not a curated record
AUGUUAGCCGGUGCUUUCGCAGGGAUAGCGGAACACUCGGUGAUGUACCCGGUGGAUUUGCUGAAGACUCGCAUGCAAAUCCUGCAUCCUUCGACCGGCGGGCUCUACACGGGCUUGACCAAUGCCGUUUCUACAAUCUACCGGAUCGAGGGCUGGCGGACACUAUGGAAGGGUGUUUCGAGUGUGAUUGUCGGAGCAGGCCCGGCACAUGCGGUGUACUUUGGCACAUACGAACUGGUAAAGGAGGUUGCGGGUGGUAACGUCGACGAUGGGCACCACCCGGUCGCUGCCGCUUUGAGUGGCGCUUCGGCCACGAUUGCCAGCGACGCGCUGAUGAACCCCUUCGAUGUCAUCAAGCAACGAAUGCAGGUUCACGGCUCCGUUCACAAGGGCCUCCUCCAAUGCGCCAAAACCCUCUACCGGACUGAAGGUCUCCAGGCCUUCUACGUGUCCUACCCCACGACGCUUUGCAUGACUGUUCCCUUCACCGCCACUCAGUUUGUUGCCUACGAGUCGAUUUCCAAGGUCAUGAACCCCAAGCAGAACUACGACCCGUUCACUCAUUGUAUCGCUGGUGGUCUCGCCGGUGCCUUCGCCGCCGGUAUCACCACUCCACUGGAUGUUGUGAAGACGCUCCUCCAAACCCGUGGUCUCGCGGAGAGUGAAGAAGUUCGCUCCGCACGCGGUCUGUUCAACGCUGCCGCCAUCAUCAAGCGCCAAUUCGGCUGGUCUGGUUUCCUGCGCGGGAUGCGGCCCCGUAUCAUUUCCACCAUGCCGAGCACGGCGAUCUGCUGGACAUCAUACGAAAUGGCCAAGGCGUAUUUCAAGGGCCAAUCUGAACACUAA